CUCUCUCUCUCCUGCCACCACUUCCCCACAGACGCGCAUCCUCCGUCUGGGGCUCCCGUGUCCUUCCACCUCUCCAUUCAGUGCAGUCCGCUGCUUUGCGCGCUAUCGUCGCCGCCACCCUCCCCUCCUUUUUCUCCCUCCCUCCCUCAGUCCGUCCAUCGCUACUAACAAACUUUUUUUCCCCCACUCCUUGUGGAUCUCCGGUCCGGUUCCCGAGUCCAGAUUCAGUACCAGCGUGAUCCGUGUAUCCGGGAGUCGAAGCACAGCCCAGCCCUGGAUUCAAUACUCCUGAUCAAUGGACAGAGCCUCCUCAGCGGCCAGCAGCGCUUCAGACACGCCGUAAACAACUCUUUUUCUCUGGCUGGAGCUCCUCUGGGGGCCUGGAGGAGGAUGGAGCGAGGAGGGGAGAGUCCCAUCACCCAGGACAGUCCUGAGCGGAGGGGAGGCAGCCCAGAUCUGAGCGGCCUCCCACCACCAGGGAAGAAGGGCCGGUUGGAGCUCAAUGGGAGCCCCACUGGGCCCCGCAUACGUCACAAUGGAGCCCCACUGAGACCUCUAGGAGGUCUGAUGAUUCCAGUCUUCUGUGUGGUGGAGCAGGCAGAUGGAGGGGUUCAGACGGAUGGAUGUGAUGGAAGAGAGGAGCAUGCAGAGUUUGUGCUGGUCAGGAAGGACAUUCUCUUCUCUCAGCUGGUGGAGACGGCUCUGCUGGCCCUCGGCUACUCCCACAGCUCAGCUGCGCAGGCCCACGGCAUCAUCAAGGUGGGAAGGUGGAACCCUCUGCCCAUCCACUUCCUGACUGACGCUCCAGAAGCAACAGUGGCUGACAUGCUGAUGGAGGUUUACCACAUGGUCACACUACGCAUCCAACUUCAAAGUUUUUCAAAGCUGGAGGACCUGCCCUGUGAACAGUGGAACCACGCGACUGUCAGAAACGCUCUCAAAGAGCUGCUGAAGGAAAUGAACCAAAGCACUCUGGCCAAAGAGUGUCCCCUGUCACAGAGUAUGAUUUCCUCAAUUGUGAAUAGUUCCUAUUACGCCAACGUCUCUACUGCCAAGUGCCAGGAGUUCGGCCGUUGGUACAAGAAAUACAAGAAAAUCAAAGUAGAUUAUCUGGAGAAGAUGUGGUCUGGACGAGAUCCUGCUGACAUCAAAAUUGAGAGAGACAACAUGGCAGACUUCUGUGUGCUGGGCCAGAGACCUCCUCCUCACUUGGCCGGCCUGGCCCAGCUCAGUCACCUGGGAGCCGGCAGUCCCCUCCUAAAGUCAGGAUCUGGAGACCCGCAGGCACCUUCCCAGCAAUCUCAGCAGCCUCCUCUUCCCCAGCAACAACCCUCGCCCCACGGCCCCCUCCACCACAGCCCUCCUCUUCGUACAGGCCAGGUGCCUCCUCCGCCCCCUCCGCCCCCGCCUGGUGCCCUCCAACCCCUGCUGGGACCAGGUGGGCUGCUCUCCCCUCAGCUCUCCCCGCAGCUGGUACGUCAACAGCUCGCCAUGGCCCACCUCAUCAACCAACAGCUAGCUGUUAGCCGCCUGCUGGCCCACCAGCAUCCCCAGGCCCUCAACCAGCAGUUCCUCAACCACCCACCCAUCCCUCGGGGUUCAUCCAAAGUUGGCGGCGACCAUCCUGGGAGCAACCCCUCGGCCGCCGAGGUCUCCUCUGAAAUCUACCAGCAGGUCAGAGAUGAGCUGAAGAGAGCUAGUGUCUCCCAGGCCGUGUUCGCCCGUGUGGCUUUCAACCGCACACAGGGCUUGCUAUCAGAGAUCCUGAGGAAGGAGGAGGACCCUCGCACCGCCUCGCAGUCCCUGCUGGUGAAUCUGAAAGCAAUGCAGAACUUCCUCAACCUGCCGGAGACCGAGAGAGACCGAAUCUACCAGGAGGAGAGGGAGCGCACCAUGAACCCUACAGUUGGCCUUCCUGCCUCCAAUUCCUCAAACCCCGGUACUCCACGUCUCUCACAGAAAGUGUGGGAGAGGAGCUUGGAAGACCAGAUAACCCCUGAUACCUGGGCCUCCAUCUGGAAGAACAAGACUAAGAUCUCCAACUCACCAAAGCCAUCUGGCCCAGCCCUGGACCUCCCACUGAAGCUGGAAUCACUGGUCAACAUUACGUCAGGCAUCUAUGACGAAAUUCAGCAGGAGAUGAAGAGAGCCAAAGUGUCGCAAGCUCUGUUUGCAAAGGUGGCCGCCAACAAGAGUCAGGGAUGGCUGUGCGAGUUGCUCCGGUGGAAGGAGAACCCCAGCCCAGAGAACCGCACUCUGUGGGAGAACCUGUGCACCAUCCGGAGGUUUCUGGCGCUGCCGCAGGGUGACAGAGACCUGGCGUACGAAGAGGAGUCCAGACACCAUCACACAGAGAGGCUGCACACCGUCCUCCACCUGCCACAGGACACACAGCUCUUUUGUCUUUCUCGGCAGGCACUCCACAGGCCACCCCCGACUCCAAUGAAGGAGCACCGCCUGUCUCCGAUGCGCGAGGAGCCGCUACCUGCCCCUGCGAACGACGAGGGGUCGCAAAAUGUGGGAGCAAGCGGAUGUCAAUCAGGCAAUGUUGGCAAUGCUGGGAGCAACAAGAAGCCACGAUCACGCACUAAGAUUUCCCUGGAGGCCUUAGGUAUCCUGCAGAGCUUCAUCCAGGACGUCGGCCUUUAUCCUGACCAGGAGGCCAUCCACACCUUGUCGGCACAGCUUGACCUGCCCAAGCACACCAUCAUCAAGUUCUUCCAGAACCAGCGCUACCACGUCAAGCACCACGGCCGCCUCAAGGAGCUGAGUGAGGGGGCUGCCGCCAGCGGAGGUGUGGACGUCAGUGAAUACCGGGAAGAGGAGUUGCUUUCUGGCUCAGAGGACCCAGAGUCCAGCGAGGAUGGAGCUGAGGAGAUCUAUCAGUCCACAGAUGGGAAUGGUGGGAACCAGCCUCCGGCCUCAUCUGGUUCUAACUCCAGCCAGUUGUCCUCAGGGACCAACAUGGCUCAGGAGGAGAGCAAGGACAAGGGGCACGGCCGGCCUGGAGGCCCCCUGGCUCCAGGAAGCUCCUCAUCCAGUCCCAGAGAGCAGGCUGACUACCAGAGGUAGAGACUGACAAACAGAG
This is a messenger RNA of Scomber scombrus (Atlantic mackerel), 3088 nucleotides long. It is a transcript of the gene satb2, whose product is annotated as SATB homeobox 2. Gene Ontology annotation, molecular function: DNA-binding transcription factor activity, RNA polymerase II-specific; RNA polymerase II cis-regulatory region sequence-specific DNA binding. The record is from RefSeq and is a predicted model, not a curated record. Bases 391 to 3072 code for a protein of 893 amino acids. Gene Ontology annotation, biological process: chromatin remodeling; regulation of transcription by RNA polymerase II. The transcript is spliced from 14 exons. NCBI's taxonomy places the organism in Eukaryota, Metazoa, Chordata, Actinopteri, Scombriformes, Scombridae.